This is a messenger RNA of Nematocida homosporus, 684 nucleotides long. RefSeq lists its product as uncharacterized. The transcript has a single exon. Lineage: Eukaryota; Fungi; Microsporidia. The record is from RefSeq and is a predicted model, not a curated record. The coding region runs from base 1 to 684 and encodes 227 amino acids.
AUGGAUAAAAGAACUCUAGGUGGGAAGCGAAAGCUUGUUUUUGUUCCAAAGAUACCGGUUGGGGGUCCAGAUGGAAGUCUUAAGGAAAAGUCGGUAAAAUCAGAAAGUCUGGAGAUUGGAGAUGGGCCAAUUGGACUGUUUCAGAUGGAAAAAGAGAGUAAAGAGGUUAAAAAUGAGCGAAUUAAGAUACCAGUUAAAGAUUUAAAAUCAAAAAUAAGUAGUUCAAGUGUUUCCUUAUUAGGAAAUUCAAAAGAAGAACCUUUUUUAUUUCGAUCAGUGGCGGGUGAUGAUGUUUUUGCUGAAGAUUUAGCUAAACUAGGGGAAGGACCGAUUACUGGCUUGAAUUUAGAGAAGAAAAGUUCGAUCUAUAGUGAUACAACUAGUAGAGAGGAGUUUGAAAAUGAAUCAAGAUAUCUUUUGCAAAUGCCAGCUAUCUUACCAGAAGAUAAUCAGACUCAGAUAAGGGGUAAGUUAAGGAUUGAAGAUGAUGGGCGGAUGACUUUAAUUGUGCGUGGUCGAGAGAGUCCAGGGAGUAGUCCGCGGAACUUUGAGUUUUCUUUGACUAUGUCCGAGAUGGGUACAGCUCAGGAAGCUUUUAAGCAGCAGGUUGGGGGAGAAGAAGGGAGUAAAGUCUUUGUGAGUCAAGGGAGUAUUAAGAAGAAGCUCAUUUCGCAGAUUAAAUAG